UCCACUUCCUGUUCUCUGAAAAUGAAACCAAAGGGAAAAAAAUAAUGCAUAAUAAUACCCAUUAUCAGCAUAUGGGUUAGAGGUUACAUAUGGCAGUUUAUUUCUUCAGUGAUUCUAGAUCUUGCACACCAGCUUUGCAGGUCCUUUGUAAGCAGAAUUUGGUAAGAAAAAAAAAAAAAAAAACACAAAACUUUUCAGUCUGGCUUGUUGACAGGAACUUCCUACCAAAUGUACACAAAGAAUGAAGUAAACCUUUCUAUCCGUUGUCUAGAUAAGAGCUUCUGAGAAUCCUGUACUGACUGAAAUGAUUCAAAGAUCCAAAAAAUUGAAGUUAGAGGAUCUAAACCAGGAAACAGACUGCAGGGAGAAAGCAGAGAUGCUAAAAAUGUGUGUUACAAAUGUGGGAACAGAGCAGUGCUGUGGUGAACACAGACGGAGACUGGAGUUGUUCUGUCAGGAGGAUGAGACCUUUAUCUGUACAAUGUGUGUUCCCAGACAUUCCAGGCACAGUUUUGUGCUCCUGCAUGAGGCAAUCAGCAGGUAUAAGGACAAGCUGAAAAUUGCUUUAGCAUCUCUAGAGUGCAGAGUGAAACAUUUUAAACAUUUGCAAAUCAAAAAGGAGAAAGAAAUUGCAGACAUACAGGAAGAUGUUUUUUCUUUGGAGCAAUACAUUUCACAAGAAUUUGCAAAACUGCACCAGUUUCUGCAUGUGAAGGAGCAAAAACUCAUCCAGCAGCUUAAGAAUGAAGCAUCAAACAUUCUGAAAGAAAUGGAAGAUGAUCUUGAAUGCACUGAAUGUGAUGCUAUAUCCUCCCACGUUGUAGUGUCCACUGCUGACUCUGAUCUCAAGAAUAAAGAGGCAGAAGUUCUAAAAGAUAGGAAAGACACACCUGUACCCAUUCAAGCUGAUAUUAUGCCCACUAACAGGACAUUGUCUGAUAAUCGUUUGGAGAUCAGACAACAUAAAGCUGUUGGUUUGCUUAUGGUACCAGAAACCUUUGAGGAUGUUGCUGUUUCUUUUACUGAAGAGGAAUGGAAGAUGUUAAGAAAACAAGAUAAGGAGCUUCACAGAGAAGUGAUGGUACAGAAUUAUGAAGCCUUGGUUUCAAUAGGAGUCAAAAUCCCUCUAGAGAAAUUAUUACUCCUAGUAAAAGAAGGCAAUUACGUGCGGAAAACUAGCACAGAACAGAAGAGUAAUCUCAAUGCCAGCUUCCACUGUACCAGAAACACAGGAUGCAGUGCGAGUUACACUCGGCCAUCACACAGAACACCCCAGUUACUUUACCCAAAUAACUUGCAGCAGUGUGCUCAGCCUGUGAAAGGCAAAGGCAAUAAGAAGACUGAUGUCACUCCUGUACCACUGCUUCAGUCAGUACACAACUGCAAGGCACCCAAUUGUGGAGAUGAAACACCUAUGUUACCUCAGCCUACAGAGAGCCUACUGCAGUGUGCACAGCCUGUGAAAGGCUGUAAGAAGACUGAUCUCACUCCUGUAGCACAGCUUCAGUCAGUAGACAACAGCAAGACCUCCAAAUGUGGAGAUGGAACACCCAUAUUACCUCACCCUAUAGAGAGCUUAGAGCAGUAUGCACAGCCUGUGAAAGGGUACAAGAAGUCUCAUAUCACUCAUUUGCCACAGCCUGUGCCAGGAUGUGACCACAGUAAUACCCUUGACUGUAAUACAGGUCGGGGAGAGCACAAUAAGAAGAAAGUAUAUAAAUGUCCAGAAUGCAGUAAGGACUUCACAAGGCCGUGGAAUCUUCAAAGGCAUUAUGUCACUCACACGAGCAUGAAGUUGUACAAAUGUGCUGAAUGCAGUAAAUGCUUUAUAAAUAAGUCACAUCUAAAAUCCCAUCAGAGUUGUCACACAGGGCAGAAGGUUGUUGUGGAGGAAACAAAAAACACAGGACAGAAGGAUAAUCUUGAAGACAACAUUCAUGGUGUCAGCAGCACAGAACACAGUACUAGUUGCAGUCAGCAGCCAUUGCUUGGGACAUCUCAGUUGCAUUAUCCUAGAAAGCACCUUCAGCUGUGUGCUGAGCCUGUAAAUGUAUACAACAAGCGUCACCUCACUCCUGUACCACAGAUUGACAUAGGACAUAACUGCAGCAAAAGCCACGAAUGUGACAAUAGAGCAUCUCCAUUACAUCACCUGUCAGAGAACCUGCAGCAAUGUGCUGCACCUGUUAAGGAUGCUGACAUGCUUCAUCUCACAUUUGUGCCACAGCCUCAUGCAGAACAUAACUAUAGCAAGAGCUGUGAAUGUGACAACACAUCUCCAUUGCAUUGUCUGGCAGAGAAUGUGCAGCAUUGUGCUUCAACUGUGAUGGGCUGUGAUGUGCCUCAGCUCUGUCCUUUACCACAACUUCACUCAGGACAUAACUACUCAGAGAAUUUCAAAUUUGACACAAGUCAGAGCACUCAUUUAGAGAAGAAACUGUAUACGUGUACUAAAUGCAGAAAGUGUUUCACAAGUCUCAGUACUUUUCAAAGUCAUUGUACCACUCAUACAGUGGAGAAGUAUAAAUGUGCUGAAUGCAAUAAGUGCUUUAAGCAUCUCCGCAGUUUUCGGCAGCAUCAUACCAUUCACAUGGGUAAGAGAAACCAAAAAAAACUGAAGAAAUUAAAUUGCGAGAAAGCAUAUAAAUGCAUGGAAUGUGGUAAGUGUUUCACACGUCUCAACAGCCUUCAUCUGCAUCUCACUAUUCACACGGGUGAGAAACCAUAUAAAUGCAUGGAAUGCAAUAAGAAUUUCAGACUGAUCAACGGUCUUCGACGGCAUAAGACCAUCCACAUGAGUGAAAAAGCAUAUAAAUGCAUUGAAUGUGGUAAGUGUUUCACACGUCUCAGCAGCCUUCAUCUGCAUCUCACUGUUCACACGGGUGAGAAACCAUAUAAAUGCAUGGAAUGCAAUAAGAAUUUCAGACUGAUUGACAGUCUUCGACGGCAUCAGACCAUCCACAUGAGUGAAAGAGCACAUAAAUGCAUGGAAUGUGGUAAGUGUUUCAGUGAUCCCAGCAGGCUUCGACAGCAUGAGGCCAUCCACACGGAUGAGAAGCCGUAUAAAUGUACCGAAUGCAGUAAAUGUUUUAGAGUAAAGAACAUGUUAAAAUGCCAUCAGCUGUCUCACACAGGAGAGAAGUCAUACAGAUGUGCUGAAUGCAGUAAGUGUUUCUCACGUCUUGGCAGCCUUCAACAGCAUUAUACCAUUCACACGGGUGAGAAGCCAUAUAAAUGUAAUGAAUGCAAUAAGAGUUUUAGAGUAAAGUGCCUGUUAAAAUACCAUCAGCUCUCUCACACAGGAGACUUGGAGAAAUUAAAAGCAGAGAAGUCCUACAAAUGUGCUGAAUGCAGUAAGUGCUUCACACGCUUAAGCAGCCUUCAGCAGCAUCAUACCAUUCACACGGGUGAGAAGCCCUACAAAUGUAUUGAAUGCAGUAAGAGUUUUAGAGUUAAGAGCCUGUUAAAAUACCAUCAGCGCUCUCACACAGGAGACAGUAGGUCCGAAUGGAGAGGUAAGUCAGUAAUCAAAGGAGAGUAAUAUUGCUGAAAUUGAAUUCAUCCACAAGUCUUGGUGAGUAAAUUCAUGAGAUGGACCCUUUUUUUUUUCAUAAAAUCUCACCAAGACAACACUGAUUUAUACUAAAUAAAAUACUGUUUAUAUAUCAUGGACAGAAACGGGCCAAAAAUUGAAAAAAGGUAGCUGGGUGCACAAGACCCAGAAUAAAUAAAAAAGUGCCCAGUCCUGGUAGGUGCACUGGUGCCAGGACUGGAAAAAAUGACAGGGUAGAAUCCUCAAAAUACAGAAAUGUUCCUACAUUGGGGCCAGGGGGAGGAUGGGUCCCCCUGUUGUAGAAGGAAGUUGCAGUCCACAAAAAUCACAAAAACUGAUAGGCCAAAGAAGA
Protopterus annectens (West African lungfish) is the source of this 3905-nucleotide messenger RNA. Its product is annotated as zinc finger protein 184-like. Gene Ontology annotation, molecular function: zinc ion binding; DNA-binding transcription factor activity; RNA polymerase II cis-regulatory region sequence-specific DNA binding. The record is from RefSeq and is a predicted model, not a curated record. Gene Ontology annotation, biological process: regulation of transcription by RNA polymerase II. Bases 305 to 3541 code for a protein of 1078 amino acids. The transcript is spliced from 6 exons. NCBI's taxonomy places the organism in Eukaryota, Metazoa, Chordata, Ceratodontiformes, Protopteridae.